Molecule: messenger RNA, 1949 nt
Organism: Cricetulus griseus (Chinese hamster)
Lineage: Eukaryota; Metazoa; Chordata; Mammalia; Rodentia; Cricetidae
Source: RefSeq, a predicted model, not a curated record
CACAUGGUAACACACAGCAGCCGCAAGGACCAUGAGUGCAAGCUCUGUGGUGCCUCCUUUCGGACCAAGGGCUCACUCAUCCGUCACCACAGGCGACACACUGAUGAGCGCCCUUAUAGAUGUGCCAAGUGUGGAAAGAGCUUCAGGGAGUCAGGUGCACUGACUCGGCACCUUAAAUCUCUCACUCCAUGCACAGAAAAGAUCCGCCUCAGCGUGAGCAAGGCCACAGUUGUGGGCAAAGAGGAAGUUGGGCUGGAGAGAUGUCCUGGAAUAGGUAUUGCCAAAAUUGGUUGCCAGGCUCUUCAAGGACUAUUUGAACGCUGCCUUAAAGGGUCUAGUGCCUCACCUGUGGGGACAGAUACAUCAUCAGUGGCAGGAGAACCCAUGGAAACAUCACCUGUGAUUCACCUGGUAACAGAUGCCAAGGGCACUGUCAUCCAUGAAGUCCAUGUCCAGAUGCAGGAGCUUCCCCUGGGCAUGAAAGCCCUGGCCCCUGAGUCCCCAGACCCUGAGGAGCUUCCCUGUUCCAGUGAGAACAACCGUGAGAACCUGCUACAUCAGGCCAUGCAGAAUUCUGGCAUCGUCCUCGAGCGGGUUGCUGGGGAGGAGAGUACUCUGGAGCCGUCUCCUCCCUCUGUGUCCAGUCACCAGUCCCUGGGAGAAGGACCCCCAGAACUGCUGCUGGAGAUGGAACAGAUAGAGACAGUGGCCAGUGAAGCUUCAAUGGUGCCUAGGGCACACCCAUGCCCUCAGUGCAGUGAGACUUUCCCAACAGCAGCCACCUUGGAGGCCCACAAGAGAGGUCAUAUAGGGCCGAGGCCAUUCACCUGCACACAGUGUGGCAAGGCCUUCCCCAAAGCCUACCUGCUGAAGAAGCACCAGGAGGUGCAUGUGCACGAGCGCCGCUUCCGUUGUGGAGAGUGUGGGAAGUUUUAUAAGACCAUUGCCCAUGUGCGGGGCCACCGACGUGUCCACUCAGAUGAGAGGCCUUUCCCUUGUCCCCAGUGUGGCAAGCGUUACAAAACCAAGAAUGCCCAGCAGGUGCACUUCCGGACACAUCUGGAAGAGAAGCCCCACGUGUGCCAGUUCUGCAGCCGAGGCUUCCGAGAAAAGGGCUCACUGGUGCGGCACGUGAGGCACCACACAGGCGAGAAGCCUUUCAAGUGCUACAAGUGUGGCCGUGGCUUUGCAGAGCAUGGCACACUCAACCGGCACCUGCGCACCAAAGGGGGUUGCCUGCUGGAAGUGGAGGAGGUGGUGGUGUCUGAGGAGAGCCCCUCUGCGGCUGCCACUGUGCUUGCAGAAGACCCCCACACCGUGCUGGUGGAGUUCUCAUCUGUGGUGGCUGAUACUCAAGAGUAUAUUAUUGAGGCUACUGCAGAUGACACAGAGACCAGUGAAGCCACCGAGAUCAUUGAGGGCACCCAGACAGAGGUGGACAGUCACAUCAUGAAGGUGGUACAGCAGAUUGUGCACCAGGCUGGUGCUGGGCACCAGAUCAUCGUACAAAAUGUGACCAUGGACCAGGAGGCAGCACUGGGCUCAGAGGCAGCUGCUGCUGACACGAUCACCAUUGCCACUCCUGAGAGUCUUACUGAGCAGGUGGCCAUGACACUGGCUUCAGCAAUCAGUGAAGGCACUGUGCUCACAGCCCGCACAGGUCCAAACAGUACUGAACAGGCCACUGUGACAAUGGUGUCAUCAGAGGACAUAGAGAUCCUUGAGCAUGGAGGAGAGCUGGUCAUUGCUUCACCAGAGGGCCCAAUUGAGGUGCAGACAGUCAUCGUAUAGCUGGAGGGCCUCUACGGUGGUAGGACGAGGACCCCGAGUGCCUGCCCACACCUGUCUGUUCAGAAGACAUUGAAGUUCAGGCACCUAAAGGAGAUAAGAGUGUGAAUAUGCAGUCUUUUGUUUGUUUUUUGCCUUACAAUAAAACAUGAAAACCUGCA